AGUCUGUUCUGUCAUUUCAAACAAGUUUGAGCACAAGUUUGUGUCACUUAACCUAAAAAUUUUGUCGUCAAAACGUUUCGAGUGCGGUUUUACGUAUUUAUGUAAUUAUAUUUAAAAAGCUAAGUAAAAAUGUGCGAUUCGACGCUUUUACUUAUUAAGGAUAAAAUAAUAAACACAGAUGCUAUCAUAAAGCUGCUUUCGGACAAAAAUACUCAAAUAAAUCGAUUAAAACGACAAUUAAAAUUUCUUUAUAAAAAAUACCUGGCCCAAAUAAAAGAGUUAGAAAUUUGUAACCUUAAAGAGACGACUAACCAAUCUUACAUAGAUGAGAAAACUCUUCUUGAAAAAUAUACCGAAUUAGAAGGGAUUCAUCAAGACUAUGUUAACGUUUCAACAAUAAAAUAUCAAAAUAUUUGUAAAGAAUUAGAAGAAUGCAAAUCUUCAAAAGGUGUUACAACGAUCAAAACAAUUAAAAAGUGUAAUAAAUGUAAAGAAGAAGUUGAAAAUAAUCGAGUAUUAAAGCGACAAAUCACUAAUUUGAAGCAAAACAUAGAACAAUUAACAAAAACGUUAGAAUCAAAAAAUGGAAGGAAUUUAAAUGACUUUAAAUAUUCUUCUGAAUAUAAACUGUUAAAACAACAUCAUACUACAGAAAUAGAAAACCUUAUGUCUGAGCAUAUGAUGGAGUUAGAUAAGGUGGAAACGAAAUUUAAAAGUGAAAUUAAUAUCUACCAAGAUAGAAUUGUUUCUUUGGAAGCACAAGAUAUGAUUUAUAAAGAUAAAAUAGAUGAAUUAAAAUUAGAGUUGAAUGAAACAAAAAUUUGUUUAGCAGAAAAAAAUAAAGUAAAACCGGAGAAUCAUAUUAAUAAUGAAAUAAAAGGUGGUUUAUAUGAAUUAUUAAGUGAAUGUGAUUUGGAAUUACCAAAAGUUGAUGAUCAAUUAAAAACUAGAUUAGAUCAAUCAUCACAAACAGAUGAAAUAUCAUUUUAUAAUAAUAAUACAAAUCCGAUUGAAAAUGUUGAUGUUGCAAGUUUAUUUGGUGAUAAUUUCUCUGAUGUUUUAAGCGAUCAUCAAGAAGAUUUCAUGGAAUUUAAGGAUUUAGAUGCAAAAACGGAUUGUAAUGAAUUGCUUAGGGUACCUUUAGAACCUUUAGAAGAAGAGAAGGAAGACUUAAAUGAUGAAAACCUUGAUGUAUGGAGAUGUAUCCAAGAAAUGAAAGAGAUUCCAGAACCUUUAAGUUCAUUAAGUUCAUCUGAAAAUGAAGACGAAACUACAACACCAAAGAAAAAAAAUGUUUUCAAUAAAAGAAUAAAAUUAAAGCGAUUGGCGCAAGAAAAUCGCCGUAAAUUUAUUGCUAAUAUUAAAAAAGAUGUCUUUAAAUCUUUAGUGAAACAUGUAGGAAAAAUGUUAAAGAAGUCAACUGAUAAAGAAAAUAAAUCAAAUUCAACUAAAUCAAAGAAAAUGUCGAAACAAUUUAAAAAUAAACGUAAAUUAGAAAUGCUUAGAUGGACAGCUUUACGUGAAAUAUCAAGCACUGAUUCCGAUGUAUCUUGUACGUCAAAAUCAAAAAUAAAAAUGAGAAAAUUAGAAAGAUACAAACAUUUAAAUGUAAAUAAUAAAGAAGAGUACGCUAAAUUUUGUGCUAAAUUUAAUACAAUGACCGACUUUUAUAACUCAUUGAGUGGAAAUGAAAACAAAAUUAACGAUAAUGGUAAUAUUGGCGAAGAAUCUUGUUGGUCUGGACAAGAUUCAGGUUUUGGAAAGAGCGAUAUUGAAUGUGGCAAAACAGAAAAAUGUAUUAAAAACGAAAAUGAUAAGAAAAUUAAUAUACAAUCAAUUAAAAUUCUUAAACAAGAUAAAUUACAAUCUAAAUUGGCUUCAUCUAAAGAAAUAGUUCAUGAUGAUUCAAUUAAAAAUCAAAAAACCAAAAAAAAAUCAACUAUCAUAGGAGAAAAUCAAUUUUUACAUAAUUCUAAAGAAGAGUUACUAUUUGGGGAAUGUUCAAGUUCUGAAAAUGAUAAUGUAAGUUUUGAUACAAAAGACUUAGUUGCAACAUUAGAAGUAUCUUCUGAUUCGUUAGAAACUACAUCUCUUAAAGAAUUGUCUCAAAGCGAUUCAUUUGAAAAUAAUAAUGACAAUUUUGAAGCUGUUCCAAAAACUGUUAAUGAAAUUGUUGCAACAAAAACAAUGGAAAAUGAUUUAGUACAGAAAAGUACAGAAAAUGAUGAUACAAAUUCUUUUAAAGAUAGUGAUAAUAAAAAGCAAACGAUUAGUCGACGAUAUUCGGUAAGAAUAAACAAAUUAAAACAUCAACCAACCAAAAAAUGUGGAGAAGAAAUAAUUGAGAAUGAAAAAAUUGAUAAGAAAUUAUUAACAAAUUCAAUCUUAGAAAUAAUUUCGACUGAGGAAUCUAUCAAACUGGGUACUCCUUCACAAUUAAGUAACAAAAAUGGUUGUUCAAGUUCUGAAAGUGAUAAUGAGAUUUGCAAUAAAACAGAAAAUAAUUGUAAUUCAACAAAAAAAUCAACCAUCAUAGAAGAAAUUCAAUUUUCACAAAAUUGUAAACAUAAUUCUAAAGAGGAGUUAUUAUUUGGAGAAUGUUUAAGUUCUGAAAAUGAUAAUGUAAGUUUUGAUACAAAAGAAUUCGUUGCAACGCGAAAAGUAUCGUCUGACUCAUUAGAACCUACAUCUUUUAAAGAAUUAUCUCAAAGCGAUUUAUUUGAAAAUAACAAUCUUAAUAAUAAUAUCGUUGAAACAAAAACAAUCGAAAAUGAUUUAGUUAAUGAAAUAACAACCUUAGAAACAAGUAUUUCGAAAAGUACAGGAAAUGAUACAAAUUCUUUUAAAGAUAGUGAUAAUAAAAAGCAAACGAUUAGUCGACGAUAUUCGGCAAGAAUAAACAAAUUAAAACAUCAACCAAGCAAAAAAUGUGGAGAAGAAAUAAUUGAGAAUGAAAAAAUUGAUAAAAAAUUAUUAACAAAUUCAAUCUUAGAAUUAAUUUCGACGGAAGAAUCGAUCAAAUUAAGUACUCCUUCACAAUUAAGUAACAAAAAUGGUUGUUCAAGUUCUGAAAGUGAUAAUGAGAUUUGCAAUAAAACAGAAAAUACUUGUAAUUCAACAAAAAAAUCAACUAUCAUAAAAGAAAUUCAAUAUUUACAAAAUUAUAAACAUAAUUCUAAAGAGGAAUUAUUAUUUGGGAAAUGUUCAAGUUCUGAAAAUGAUAAUGUAAGUUUUGAUACAAAAGAAUUCGUUGCAACGCGAAAAGUAUCGUCUGAUUCGUUAGAAACUACAUCUCUUAAAGAAUUGUCUCAAACUGAUUCAUUUGAAAAUAAUAAUCUUAAUAAUAAUAACAACUUUGAAGCUGUUUCAAAAACUGUUAAAGAAAUUGUUGAAACAAAAACAAUUGAAAAUGAUUUAGUUAAUAAAAUAACAACCUUAACAACAAGUAUUUCGAAAAGUACAGAAAAUGACGAUACAAAUUCUUUUAAAGAUAGUGAUAACAAAAAGCAAACGAUUACUCGACGAUAUUCACCAAGAAUAAACAAAUUAAAACAUCAAGCAAUCAAAAGGUGUAGAAAAGAAAUAAUUGAGAAUAAAAAAAUUCAUAAUAAAUUAUUAACAAAUUCAAUCUUAGAAUUAAUUUCGACAGAAGAAUCUAUUGAACCGAGUACUUCUUCACAAUUAAGUAAUAGAAAUGGUUGUUCUGAAAGUGAUACUAACGAGAUUUCCCAUAAAACACAAAAUAAUUCUGAUGAAUUAUCUAAAUUGGAAUUACCAAAUUCCCAAAUUGAAUUGUCUUCAAUAAAACUUCCAUCUGUAAUUAAUGGAGGUGAUGUUCCUGUUAGACCAAUGAAAAUACGAAAGGCCAACGAAAAAGUAACAAAUUUAAAAAGAAAAUUGGAUGAACCGGUUACAAAAAGAACAAGUGAACCAGCAAAUAAACUAAAAAAGGUAAAAGAUAAUUUUGUGAAAAGAUUCAAUAAAGAUGAUAUGGUUAAAGAAGUAAUUAAAAUGGAAAUGGAAAGGAAAUUGGAAAAGGCGUGUUUUAAAAGACCGGUGAAACGUCCAUUAUGUACUCCUAUGUCACCUCCACAUUCUGUUGACUUUGAAUUUACACCACCAAAGAUUAUUCCAUUGAAAAAAGUAGGACAAUUACAUGAAGGAGUAUGUAAAAAAUUACUUAAGAAAUUAAUCCAAUUUCCUGGUGAAUCUGUGAUACUACAAGAAAUUUUCGAUAAAUUUUCUAGUCAGAAACAAAACUAUAUUAUUAGGUUAAUAAUAGCAGAAGUAUUAAUUGAUACAAGUAAAUCAGACAAUAAAUACACCCCACCAGCACCAUUAUUGACGCCAGUUCAAAGAACUUUACUAGGACUAACAAUAAAACUACAAGAAUCUUUUCCUGAUAUCUUAACAGAAAUGUUAUUUUCUUUAGAACGUAGUAUCCUAAUUGAAACCAGUUUAGAUGGUUUAAUAUCCACCACCAGAUUUUACACGGGAAUUUGUAAAUUAAAAAAAGAGUUGCAUCGCAUGAGAAGAAUGAUUGGAGACGUUUUCUUCACUUUAAAUAACUUGGCAAUUCCAUUUCUCUACACCGUAUUGAGUACGUGGACGGAAAUUUUACCACUAGAAGCUGAAUCACACGACAAUAUGCUCGUAAAAGUUUUAAUACAAAUCAUUAACAUGAAAAAUUGUAAACCCGGUUAUUGUUUAACGACUUUGAAGGGUUUAUUACAAAAUUAUUAUGGGUAUCCUAAAGAAAGAUGGAAGAGUGAAGAUGUGUUUAACGAAACUUUUACUAAGUUUAAAGAAAAUCCUUCAAAGUUCUUGGAAUUUGCUUUAUUAAUAUUAUUUAAAAAUCAUCCUAAUAAAUGGGUUUAUGAACAGAUGAGGAUACAUUUAAAGCCAUUAUUGAAUGAUUCAGCUGAUAAUCAUGUAAAAAAAGCAAUUGUUGUAUUAAUUAGUAAUACUUUGCCUCAAUUUGGCAGUGAUAAUUGUCAAUAUGUACAAGAAAUUAAGACUUGGCUCAACUUGAAUCUAAAUAGUGUUGUAUGACGAGUUAUUUUGUUGAUUUGAAUAUUCAAAUUUUGAAUGUUUAUAAAUAAUUGGUAAACUGACAGGUUUCAGAUUUUGAAAUUACCAAAAAAAAAAAAAAUAAAUAAAGAUUU
Molecule: messenger RNA, 5165 nt
Organism: Onthophagus taurus
Lineage: Eukaryota; Metazoa; Arthropoda; Insecta; Coleoptera; Scarabaeidae
Source: RefSeq, a predicted model, not a curated record